Procambarus clarkii (red swamp crayfish) is the source of this 855-nucleotide messenger RNA. RefSeq names its product myb-like protein Q. Gene Ontology annotation, molecular function: protein binding. The record is from RefSeq and is a predicted model, not a curated record. NCBI's taxonomy places the organism in Eukaryota, Metazoa, Arthropoda, Malacostraca, Decapoda, Cambaridae.
AUGGUGCUGGCGCAGCGCCAACGGUCGCUGGCGCAGCACCAACGGUCGCUGGAGCAGCACCAACGGUCGCUGGAGCACCACCAACGGUCGCUGCAGCAGCACCAACGGUCGCUGGAGCAGCGCCAACGGUCGCUGGAGCAGCGCCAACGGUCGCUGCAGCAGCACCAACGGUCGCUGGAGCAGCGCCAACGGUCGCUGCAGCAGCACCAACGGUCGCUGGAGCAGCACCAACGGUCGCUGGAGCACCACCAACGGUCGCUGGAGCAGCGCCAACGGUCGCUGGAGCAGCACCAACGGUCGCUGGAGCAGCACCAACGGUCGCUGGAGCAGCACCAACGGUCGCUGGAGCAGCGCCAACGGUCGCUGGAGCAGCGCCAACGGUCGCUGGAGCAGCACCAACGGUCGCUGGAGCAGCACCAACGGUCGCUGGAGCAGCGCCAACGGUCGCUGGAGCAGCACCAACGGUCGCUGGAGCACCACCAACGGUCGCUGGAGCAGCGCCAACGGUCGCUGCAGCAGCACCAACGGUCGCUGGAGCAGCGCCAACGGUCGCUGCAGCAGCACCAACGGUCGCUGGAGCAGCACCAACGGUCGCUGGAGCACCGCCAACGGUCGCUGGAGCAGCGCCAACGGUCGCUGGAGCAGCACCAACGGUCGCUGGAGCACCACCAACGGUCGCUGCAGCAGCGCCAACGGUCGCUGGAGCAGCGCCAACGGUCGCUGGAGCAGCGCCAACGGUCGCUGGAGCAGCGCCAACGGUCGCUGGAGGAUCACUCGUUCAACAAUGCCAAAGUCGUUUCUCGUGAAACAAUAUUUGUUUGCAGGAAGGCUGGAGACUUAAAACAUAAAGAAUAA